Epithele typhae is the source of this 3825-nucleotide messenger RNA. Its product is annotated as RdRP-domain-containing protein. The record is from RefSeq and is a predicted model, not a curated record. NCBI's taxonomy places the organism in Eukaryota, Fungi, Basidiomycota, Agaricomycetes, Polyporales, Epitheliaceae. Gene Ontology annotation, biological process: siRNA processing. Gene Ontology annotation, cellular component: nuclear RNA-directed RNA polymerase complex. Gene Ontology annotation, molecular function: RNA-directed RNA polymerase activity. Bases 1 to 3825 code for a protein of 1274 amino acids. The transcript has 15 exons.
AUGGAGAUCUUGAUCGAAGAUCUUCCGUUCACUGCAACCAGAUGGGAGGUCAAGCAUGCGUUUGGUGAAAUCCUCCACAAUCCUCCAUUUUACGAUCCGUGUUCGUCAAAUCGACCCGAAAACAUCCACGUGUACCUCGAGGAAAGCACGAACUGCCUCCCCAACAACGGGAAAGGGAGUGUCAUCCUUUCAAAUCGUGCCCUCGGGCAAGAUUUCUUCAGAUGGGCGACGAAGCGAGGCAGUCCUGGCGUUUGUGUAGGUGGGCGGCGUCUGUUUCUCAAGAUGAAAGGGGGCAGCCUCUCGAAGUCGAACAAGGCAAAAGUACGAGAGCUGCUCAAAACGCCGUACGUGCAGCCGCUAGACGAGCAAAAUCGACUGCAGAGGCUGGACGAGAUCUCUGCCGUAGUCGUCAAGCUCGACACCAUCCAGUUUGGCGUAUACUUCCGCAGAGACGGCGAUCCUAACACCGCCAAUCGGACCUUUUCCGCUGAGCACGAGAUCAGCCGGGAAGAUACCGUCUCCGGGGAACUGAUAUACAAUUACAACAGGAAGGAGUUUAUUGUCGAAAGUGGUAAUCCUGUGACAGACGACAACACCGAUCUCAUCAUCAUCGAAAUUCGCAACAUCAAGAAGACUGCGUAUGGUAAGGAUGAUAACGGACAAUAUUACGUUUGUAUGGAACUUUGGCAUCCCCCUCGGUUCGAACAACAGACCCAAUUCCGCGCCUAUACCAAUGACAGAAAGAAGGACAAGAAGCAUUUCCGUCAACGGCUUCCACACCUUGGCGGUCUGCACGAGUUUGUCACUCCUUAUGCAUACCAACUUCGACUUUUACUCCUCGCACCGCAGUCCCACGACGAACGCCACGAUGAACUCAAAAAGCUCAAGCUUCUCUGCGAAGCGGCCGAACUCGCACCACACCGCAGCCAGAUCGAGGUCGAACAACGCGACUUCUUCCACCCCGACCGGCUCGCGACCGCGCGCGAGUGGAUGAGCCGUUUCGCAUGGCCGAUCCGCUUCCAGCUGGAGGCACUCCUCUCCAACAGCCUCGUCACCACUCGCGACCUGUACCACCUCAGCGUGCACAUCGAGGACCUCGUCAACAAGCGGCCCGCACUCGCUGUCGACUUCCUCCGCCGGCUGUCCACGCGCUUGCUCACGCGCGGGAGCUCAGAGACAGUGGUCGACUGCUUCCGCGUCGCGCUCGAGACCGAGGCCGCAGACUCGGCAGCACUCAGCGACGGCGACAAGGGGCCCGACUUCCUCGGGUCCGUCAAGAGCGCACACGCCGUCGUCACACCCUCACGGGUUCUCCUCGCGGGUCCCUACGACACACAGUCGAACCGCAUCGUGCGCCGAUACUACGAGUACAGGGAGUACUUCAUCCGGGUUGAGUUCAGAGAAGAAAACAAGAUGACCCUCAGGUGGCCGAAGGAGGUAAAUGCUGCGUCGCUCAUCGAAGGACGGUUCGGCGACAUCCUCAAGAACGGUUUGGACGUCGCUGGGCGGCGCUUUUACUUCCUCGGGUGGUCCAUGUCGGGUCUCGGCGAGCACACGACGUGGUUCAUGGCCGAGUUCGACCACCCAACCGAGGGGCGCGUCACUGCCGAGAGGAUCCGCCAGGGCCUCGGCGACUUCACGAAGUGCCAGAAAAUCCCUUCAAAGUACGCCGCUCGUCUCGCGCAAGCGUUCAGCAGUACAAGUCCCUCCGUUCGGAUUCGGUACGAUCAAGUCGAGGAGAUCCCGGAUCUGGGCGAGAAGUACAAGCACACGGACGGCCAGGGCACCAUCUCAUCCGCGCUGGCCGACUUGAUUUGGGGGGCUAUGGUCGAAGAGCGCCCUGCUCGAGGGAAAUUGCUGCUGAAACCAUCUGCGGUAGGCUACAAGGGCAUGGUAGUCGUCGACGAUACUUUGGAAGGUGUUGCGAUGCGCCUGAGGCCAUCCAUGUGCAAGUAUGAGGUAACGAAUUACGAGGAAGCCGAGAUUGAGAUUGCCAAACCGUUCAUCAAGCCCGGGACUGCCAGGCUGUGUCGCCCACUGGUCGCUGUGCUAGAAGACCUCGGUGUGGAGAAGCAGGCCUUCCUCGAUGUGCAGAACCACGCGAUGAAGGACGUAGUGGAAGCCCAGGACACGCUCUUCAACGUUGCGAAGAAGUUGAUCCAGAGGUACGGCCUGGGCGAUGCAUUUGGGCUGCGCUGGACGCUCGAGCAUCUCGCUCGCUCUGGCGUGGUCAUGCGGGGCAACGAUCCGGUCGGCCGGUUCCUCCUGGACAGCGAUUUCAUCAGGGGUAUCGUCAAGUACGCGCAGACGUAUGCCCUGCGCGAGUUCAAGUACGAGACGCGUAUCCCGCUAGACGAAGCUUAUCAGCUCGUUGGUGUCGUCGACGAAGGGCCAGCGUGGGUCGCGGCGGGGCGCGAGAAUGUCUACUGCCUGGCCGAUGGAGAGAUAUUUGCUUGUGUGCAGUACCCAGAUAAGGAAGAAAUGCAUUAUCUCAAAGGCAAUGUCUCUAUCUCGCGGUCUCCGCACAUCCACCCCGGGGACGUCCAGCUAGUUCGAGCGAUUGGGAAGCCGCCUGCAGACAAGGAGUGUUUCUUCCGGAACAUCAAGAACGUCGUAGUCAUGCCCUCCACAGGAGAACGCUCCUUGGCGUCCUGUCUGGCUGGCGGGGAUGUCGACGGAGACGAGUUCUUAAUCAUCCGGGAUCCUACCCUCCUUCCCAAAAUCAUGUCGCAGCCGAACGACUACGAAGCCGCCAAGCCAAAGCUUCUUGAUCACCCCAGUACUGUGGACGACAUAUGUGAUUUUUUCAUGAAGUACAUGCAGUUCGACGUGGUGGGUCUGGUGGCCUCGCAGCAUCUGAAGAUUGCCGUACAGACAUGGGGCUCAUCGUCUACUCAACAGGAUGGCGUGUUUGACGAACGUUGCAUGAAACUCGUGGAUCUCUGCAGCCAAGCUGUUGAUUAUCCCAAGCAAGGCGUUCACGUCGAAACCGAUGCGAUGCCACAGCCUUAUACAAAGAUCAAGCCGGACUGGAGCCAGACUCAAGACGAGACCGGCCGCCCAGGGGACUUCUACGAGUCCUCGCGCGCGCUCGGCGUGCUCUUCCGCUCGAUCAAGAUCAAGGACCUCCACGCGUCCGCGCCGCCGCCCAGGUCGCACACCGAGCCCCUCCUCCCGCACCCGUCGUACGAGAAGACGAAGCCGCUGGGCGACAACGUGUCGCGCGCGCUCCGGCCGGCGCUGAUCCCGCACCUGCAGCACCGCGCGGAGCGGCACGACGCGGACGAGCUCGCGGCGCUGGAGCCGCUCUUCCGGCACUACGCGCGGGAGCUCGCGUACGUCUGCCUCGCGCACGCGCCCGGGGAAGGCGCAGACGCGCGGCUGUCGGAGGAGGAGGUCGUGCUCGGGGUGAUCCUGGGGCGGUGCCCGGACCCGCGCUGGCGCAAGAGCCGGGCGUACCGGAUGCGGGAGCACGCGGGGCAGCUGGUGCGGGACGUGCGGCAGCGGGCGCGGGGGCUUGCCGCGCCGCGGUUCGUGCGCGGGAAGGGCAAGGGCGGCGAGGUGGAGGAGGGCCCGACGCGGGAGGAGGUGGUCACGGCGCUCAGGCGGGGGUGGGCGGCUUGGGACUUCGGGCUUAGGUACAGGGAGACGUUUGGGGCGCGGAGCUUCGGGCUGAUCGGGCUGGGGGUGGUGUGCGAGAUGGUGGAGGGGCUGGAGAGGAUGGACGGGAAGGAGGCGGGGGUGUCGCGCGAGGACGAGGAGGUGGCGGCGGCGGACGAGCCGGAGGAGUCUCGCGUGGACGGGCCGGACGCGAACAUCGUUUGA